Papaver somniferum (opium poppy) is the source of this 3748-nucleotide messenger RNA. Its product is annotated as protein NLP9-like. Lineage: Eukaryota; Viridiplantae; Streptophyta; Magnoliopsida; Ranunculales; Papaveraceae. Gene Ontology annotation, molecular function: protein binding; DNA-binding transcription factor activity. The transcript has 5 exons. The record is from RefSeq and is a predicted model, not a curated record. The coding region runs from base 521 to 3475 and encodes 984 amino acids.
UCAGGUACUAAUUUCUUUUUCUUUUUUAUUACAUUAUAUUUUUUUUACCGUAUUAAAUAUCGCCGCAAUUUCCUAGGGUUUUCAUUUCCCCCAAAUUGAGUAGUCUAGUAGUGCAGCUACAAAGUCCUCUCUCUGCUUCGAGGGUAUACGUCGGCAAAAUCUCGUCGUCUUCUUCUUCAUUAUAAAUUUAGUCGGUGUUGGCUUGAUUUAGCGUGUUUCAAUUUCUAUCUCAAGUUGCAGAAAAAUCAAAUCUCAGCCUUUUUUCUGGACGAAUCUCUGAAGUUUUCUUUUAAUUGAAAACUUUGAUUUCUUCUUACAGAGGGAGGGUUUUCUGUUUGAUUCACUAGUGUUAAUCUUGGUUUUGGUCGGUAUUCUUAUCGACGAAGGUUUAGAUUGCCUAUCAAUAAAAGGUUAUUUCUGGAGUUAUCUGCAGAUGGGGGGCUAUAAAAUCUGAGCUAUUCUGCAAAUCUCAAACCAAUGAGGAAAGGAUUAUGUUUUCUGAGAUAAAGGGGCUUUGGAAAUGGAGUUUAAUUACCCAGUUAGAGAUAAGGGUGUGAAUUAUUGGGCUUCUUCUUCUUCUUCUUCAUCAGCUCCUGUUCAUAUUGAUGGGGGUUUCUUAGAUAGUAGUAAUCAGAUUUCAAUGGAUUCGUUUAAUAAUUUCUCAGGCUUGAUGAAUUUCGAUUAUAGUGGUGGAGAUGGUGAAUUCUGUAGUGGUGGUUCUCCUGAUUGUUUUUCUGUUCCAUCAAUUUCUGAUGGAUUUGUAACUUUCAGUCCUUUGAAUUUCACUUCACAGAGUUCAUGUGUGUUUCCUAUGAUUGAUGGUGGUGGUGGUGGUGGUGGUUGUUCUCCAGAUGCGGCGGCGUUCUCUGAUAAAUUGGUGUUUCAACAAGUUGAUGAUACUACACAAGUUGAUUUGCCAUUGAAUGAAUCUACAGAUGUGAACGAUUCUGAUGGGGGGCAAUUGAGUAAUAAUGAAUUGUCUCCAGUGAGAAUGAGUGAUAUGAUGGUAGAUGUUGUGAUUCCGAGGCCGCUUUCAUGGACAUUUUCUGAAAGAAUGCUGAAAGCUUUGGGGAUGUUUAAAGAUUCGUCUGGAGGUGGUAUUCUUGCUCAAGUUUGGGUACCUGUGACACAGGGAAAUGAGAUUGUCCUAAGUACUUGUGAACAACCUUAUUUGUUAGAUCAAAUGCUCGAAGGAUAUCGUGAAGUAUCGAGGGGCUUUACAUUUCCUGCUAAAGAGAAGCCUGGUUGUUAUCCUGGACUUCCUGGUCGUGUUUUUAGUUCUAAAUUGCCUGAAUGGACUUCAAAUGUUAUGUAUUACAAUAUGGUUGAGUACUUGCGCUUGAAAUAUGCAAUUGAUCAUGAAGUUCGUGGAUCUCUUGCAUUACCUAUUAUCAAUCCGGAAGACCAGUCUUGUUGUGCUGUCCUUGAGCUUGUCACUGUGAAAGAAAAAUCUAAUUUUGAUCCUGAGAUUGAGAAUGUUUGCCGCGCUCUUCAGUCUGUGAACUUGAAGACCAUUCCACCACCUCGAGUUCAUCCACAGUGCUUCUCAAAGAACCAAAGAGCUGCGCUGGCAGAAAUAGUUGAUGUGCUAAGAGCUGCUUGUCAUGCACAUAGACUACCAUUGGCUCUGACAUGGAUUCCUUGUAGCUACCCGGACGUGGCAAAGAAUGAACAUAUUGAGAUGUCCUUGCGAGAGAAUAAAAAUAGUUCUAGCGAAAAAAGUGUACUGUGUGUUGAGGAUACUGCGUGCUAUGUGAAUAACACAGAUAUGCAAGGGUUUGUGCAUGCAUGUACAGAACAGUUCCUCGAGAAAGGACAAGGUAUUGCUGGAAGAGCACUUCAAUCGAAUCAUCCUUUCUUCUCCCCUGAUGUAAAGGAAUAUGCUAUCAGAGAUUACCCUCUGGUACAUCAUUCACGCAAGUACGGUCUGAAUGCUGCGGUUGCAAUCAGACUAAGGAGUACUUACACUGGCGAUGAUGAUUACAUACUCGAGUUUUUUCUCCCUACCAAUUGCACAGGGAGUGCAGAGCAACAACUGUUGUUAAAUAGUCUUUCUAACACAAUGCAAAGGGUUUGUAGGAGUUUGCGAACUGUCUCAAAUGCAGAACUAGUAGGUGUGGACGAGUCAAAACUAGGAAUUCAAAAGGGAGCACCAAUAAACUUACCAUCUAGUAUGUUGUCCGGUAACCCAGAUUGCCGAUCGGAUUCAGCUGAAAGGCUGGCUUUGCACCUGUCUGAUGCUAUGAGUGAUGGCACUGAAGCUGAUAGGUCCUCUGAUCAGAUGGUGAGCGGCUUAAAAAGACAGCGGGAGAAAAGGCAAACUACAACUGAGAAGAAUAUCAGCUUAAGUGUUCUUCAGCAAUACUUUUCUGGGAGCCUCAAGGAUGCGGCAAAAGCCAUUGGUGUAUGCCCUACUACGUUGAAACGGAUAUGCAGACAGCAUGGAAUCUCGAGAUGGCCAUCUCGCAAAAUAAACAAGGUGAAUCGAUCUUUAAGGAAAAUAAAGACCGUGAUUGAUUCAGUCCAAGGAGUUGAAGGAGGGUUGAAGUUUGAUCCUAUCACUGGGGGGCUUGUAGCAGCAGCCACCUUCACCCCAGACCACGAUGCACACAACAGCUUUUUCUCACACAAACAACAGACUACUAAAAAUUCAGAUUCAGGAGGCCAAGAUGUAAUUUCAGUUAGUUCAGUUCCUUACAUCGAGUGUGAGAACGGUGUUGUGAAGUUGGAAGAUGAUGGGUGCACAAUGGGUAGAUCCCAACUUGGGAGUAUAGGUCGUAUGCUUCUUAAUCAUACUUGCAAAGUGGAGAAAGGGAACUCCAAUAUCCCUCUUGUUGAACUAGGCUCCGGACCGUUACAAGAAGUUGGUAUUGAAAGUAUGCCUUGGGAAUCUAUUGAAGAUGUCUCACAAAGCUCUUAUUUUGCAAAACGGAGGUGUGAAGGGUGGAUUUCGAACAAUGGAGGUGCAUGUGCUGUUGAGACCACUUCUAAGUUAGCAGUUGAUGAGAUGGAUAUGGGCAUCGAGGCGUAUGAUGGGGUAGUUGAGCACAACCAACCAACAUGUUCAGACACGACUGGUUCAUCCAACGGUUCAGGCUCAAUGGUGAAUGGCUGCACAUCCAGCUCCCUGCACACUCAGAAUACUUCUAAAAGCAAAUCAUCUGCAAGUAGCGAAUCUGCAAUUACAGUGAAGGCUACUUAUAAAGAAGAUACAGUGCGUUUCAAGUUUGAACCUUUUGCUGGAUGUCAGCAGUUGUUUGAAGAAGUAGGGAAGAGAUUCAAAUUAUCAACUGGGACAUUUCAGCUCAAGUACUUGGAUGAUGAGCAAGAGUGGGUUAUGUUGGUGAGUGAAUCUGAUUUAGAAGAGUGUUUGGAGAUACUAGAAACUAUCGGGUCUCGCAGUAUGAAACUUGUUGUGCGAGAUGUUCCUUGCGUAAUGGGUAGCUCUGUUAGUAGCAAUUGCUUGAUCACAUGAGAUGGUUAAAAUUUCGCGAGAACAAGUUUUCAUCCCGAACCGAUAAGAUUGUCUCUAGGGCUAAGGCAGAUGUAGAAUCACUUUUACCGGUUUGUUUUUGUUGUUGGGAGGGAUUCAUAAUAUCCCUUGGUUGAUGUAAAAAAUAUACAUAUGUACAUUCUCUUAUGAAGGAAUAAUAAUGCAUCAGAGUACUGCGCUGUUGUUUUAUGUACAGAAUGAUAAAAGCUUAGGUUCAUGAAGAGUUAUGAAAGAACUAGAAUCCGUUUUUCGGCA